AUGUCAAACAAAUCAAACAAAUGGAGAAUUGAUUUCACAAAUCUUUCAGAUCAAGCAAGAAGAUACGAAAUUCGAGGGCAAACUUACGUUGUAGAUGCACCGCCUCCACCGGGGUUUGGUGCGUCCGUUCCGGCUAUCACAUCAAGUUCUAAGGGCAACUUGAAAAACAGAAAAGAUGCUCAACAAGUUUCAACUGAAAAAGAUCAGGAAACACUAAAAAUCAAGAAAGCGUGGGAUGCAGCUUUAUCUCCGGGAAAAAAUAUACCUAUGAACGCUUUUAUGUUAUGGAUGAGUGGAAAUGGAGUACAAAUAUUUAGUGUUAUGAUUACAGGAAUGUUAUUCUUCCAACCGAUUAAAGCAUUAAUGGGAAUUGAUAGUGUGUUUGAACGAUAUGAAUCAUCAAAGACUAAAUCACAAUUAAUUUGGCCAAAACUUGUUUAUGUGAUCCUACAGCUUCUUACGAUGGCUUUAGGAUUAUAUAAAUGUUCUUCCAUGGGACUUUUACCUACCGCAACAUCUGAUUGGUUAGCUUUUAUGGAACAAAAGCAGAUUUUAGAAUAUUCCGCAACUUAG
Molecule: messenger RNA, 573 nt
Organism: Rhizophagus irregularis DAOM 181602=DAOM 197198
Lineage: Eukaryota; Fungi; Glomeromycota; Glomeromycetes; Glomerales; Glomeraceae
Biological process (GO): protein folding in endoplasmic reticulum
Cellular component (GO): EMC complex
Source: RefSeq, a predicted model, not a curated record